Molecule: messenger RNA, 2309 nt
Organism: Cynara cardunculus var. scolymus (artichoke)
Lineage: Eukaryota; Viridiplantae; Streptophyta; Magnoliopsida; Asterales; Asteraceae
Product: probable endo-1,3(4)-beta-glucanase ARB_01444
Exons: 1
Coding region: 81-2105 (674 amino acids)
Molecular function (GO): endo-1,3(4)-beta-glucanase activity
Source: RefSeq, a predicted model, not a curated record
AUCAUCAUCAAGCCCCUUCCAAAUCUUGCACGGGAAACUCUAUAAAACCCACAGAAUACGAUCCCAACCCACCCACCACCAUGAACCGCCACCACUUCCACCCUUUCACCUUCCCGGAAUCCCAGUCCACCGUCAUACCUGACCCCUCUUCUUUCUUCUCGCCGGACCUCCUCUCUUCCCCUCUUCCCACAAACUCAUUUUUCCAAAACUUUGUCCUCAAAAAUGGCGAUCAACCCGAAUAUAUCCACCCAUAUCUUAUCAAAUCAUCUCUCUCCUCGCUCUCGCUCUCUUACCCAUCUCUAUUUUCCAACACUUCAUUCACAUAUCAAAUCUUUAUCCCUGAUCUCACCAUAUCCGUUUUGAAUAACCCGAAUCAAACUCAUAUCAUAUCUUCUUACAGUGAUCUGAGUGUCACUUUGGACCUUCAACCCAAUUUGAGAUUCUUUCUCGUUAGAGGCAGCCCGUUUUUGACAUGCCAAAUCUUGCACAGUGUCGCGCUAUCCAUUUCGACUAUUCACGCGAUUCUUGAUUUUGUUCCCAAUCAUUCUAAAACCAAGUAUAAGAUCAAUCUGAAUAAUGGUCAAACAUGGGUUUUGUAUUCUUCUUCACCCAUCAUUUUGACCCAUGAGAUAUCCACGAUUUCAUCUGAAGAGUUCCGCGGUAUAAUACGCAUUGCUAUAUUGCCAAAUACCGAUUCGGAAUUCGAAUCGGUUCUUGACAGGUUCAGUUCUUGUUAUCCGGUUUCGGGCCAUGCUGUGUUCAGUAAGCCAUUUUGUGUUGAAUACAAAUGGGAGAAGAAAGGUUGGGGGGAUUUGUUGAUGUUAGCAAACCCUCUUCAUCUUCGUCUUAUUGAUGAUUGUUCAAUUAAUGUUCUUGAUGGUUUUAAAUACAAGAGUAUUGAUGGUGAACUUGUGGGUGUUGUUGGGGAUUCAUGGGUCUUGAAAACCGACCCGGUUUCUAUAACUUGGCAUUCAAUCAAAGGAGUUAAAGAAGAAUCAUACCCACAAAUCAUUGAUGCUCUUGUGCAAGAUGUUGAGGGUUUGGAUUCAACUAAUAUUUCCACCACAUCAUCAUAUUUUUUUGGGAAAUUGGUGGCAAGGGCAGCUAGGUUUGCUUUGAUUGCUGAAGAAAUUGGUUAUUUUGAUGUCAUCCCAAAAAUUCGAAAGUAUUUGAAGGAUACAAUUGAGCCAUGGUUAGAUGGAACCUUUGGUAGUAAUGGGUUUUUGUAUGAGAAAUCUUGGGGUGGGAUUAUAACCAAACAAGGGGCUACAGAUAUGGGUGCAGAUUUUGGUUUUGGGGUUUACAAUGACCACCAUUUUCAUAUCGGUUACUUUCUUUAUGGAAUUGCUGUUCUUGCUAAGAUAGAUCCCAUUUGGGGAAGAAAAUAUAGACCUCAAGCAUACUCUUUAAUGGCAGAUUUCAUGACAUUGGGUAGAGGCGCAAAUUCGAAGUAUCCUCGUUUGAGAUGCUUUGAUUUGUGGAAGUUACACUCAUGGGCUUCAGGAUUGACUGAAUUUGCAGAUGGUAGGAAUCAAGAAAGCACAAGUGAAGCUGUAAAUGCUUAUUACUCUGCUGCUUUAAUGGGGUUAGCUUAUGGAGACACACAUCUAGUUGCAGUUGGUUCAUUGCUUACAGCCAUGGAGAUUCAUGCUUCUCAACAGUGGUGGCAUAUUAGAGAAGACGACACCAUUUAUGCUCAAGAUUUCACACGUGAGAACAGAGUGGUGGGAGUUCUUUGGGCUAAUAAAAGAGACAGUGGGCUGUGGUUUGCUCCAGCUGAAUGGAAAGAAUGUAGGUUAGGGAUUCAAGUGCUGCCAUUGUUGCCAAUCACAGAAGUGCUGUUUUCUGAUGUGGGGUUUGUGAAGCAGCUUGUGAAAUGGACUUUGCCUGCUUUGGAAAGGGAAGGUGUUGGAGAAGGAUGGAAAGGGUUUGUGUAUGCAUUGGAAGGGGUUUAUGAAAAGGAAAUUGCUCUUGAGAAGAUUAGCAGAUUAAGUGGACAUGAUGAUGGGAAUUCACUUACUAAUUUGUUAUGGUGGAUCUUUAGCAGGGAUGAUAGUGAAGAUGGAAGUGGUAAACAUUGUUGGUUUGGUCAUUAUUGUCAUUGAAGCUGCCACCAUGUCAUUGUAUGCAGUAUUUUCUUGCACUUUUUGUGUAUAUUUUCUUCAAGUUUGAUGAUCUUGUUUUUCAGUUAUUUAAAUUUUCAGUUUUUUAUAUGAAUUAAUAAUAAAUACCUUUGUUUAAAGAAAAUCAAGAAGCAAAUCUUGGUGAAUGUAUCCUUCAAUCAAGCAAAUAGAAAUGAGAAAAAUUGG